AGCAUUUUCUUGUUGUCAGCACGUACAAUCCCAAAUGCGCCAGGAAUGUAAGUGCCACGGCAUGUCGGGUUCUUGCACGGUAAAAACCUGCUGGAUGCGUCUUCCACCGUUUCGAGUAAUCGGCGAUACUCUGAAAGACCGUUUCGAUGGUGCGUCUCGGGUGAUGGUAAGCAACGUUGGGAACGCACACAGCAACAACGCGCAUAACAACAAAUACAACAAAAGUAACAACAUUAACAGUAACAGUAUUCACAAUCGACGGGAAGGAAAGGGUCGAAAACAGAAAUACGGCUUUCAGUUGAAGCCUUACAAUCCGGAGCACAAGCCGCCGGGACCGAAGGACCUGGUCUACUACGAACCAUCACCGGGAUUUUGUGACCGAAAUCCGAAAUUAGGGAUACAGGGAACGCACGGUAGGCAAUGCAACGAUACUUCGAUAGGGGUCGAUGGAUGUGAUCUGUUGUGUUGCGGACGAGGGUAUCGCACACAAGUGGUGGACGUAGUCGAAAGGUGCAACUGUACCUUUCAUUGGUGCUGUGAGGUAAAAUGUGAUGUAUGUCGAACGAAAAAGACAGUGCAUACAUGUCUGUAACCUACGGGCAUAUAAAACAAAAGGACUAUGUUAUAAAAUGACUAGAUCGCGAAUGCAAAUCCUGCAGGUGUUAUCAGUAUUAAUAUGAAUAGAAUUAUAAUUAGAUUCUUCGUGACAUUGUGAUUUUUGGUUAUUAAGUCACUACGUAAAGACGAAAACAUUCCUCGCUAACGAUUACAAACUGUAUGCAUAUCGGAUCGAUCGACUGCAUAUAAAACAAUCGCGCAGAUAUUUCCAUUCAAUUCAAUACAAAUUCCUCGAACUCGAAAAUUUCCUAAAUGAAUGUGUUUCGUUUUAAGUAUUGACGUAAUAUCCGCAACUAUUGCUAUUAAGUGAAUUGCGUGUCUCUUAUUAAAGACUGAUUUGAAAGUUAAUCUGUGAAUAUAAUGUAAUUAUCGGAAAACUUCUUUCUUAAUGAUAUUUCUUAAUUUAUUUAUAUGUAUUAUAGUCUCAAUCACUUACGAUUGUUUUAACGCUUAAGCCAUAACUUUUAUUCCAUACUUUUAUAUUUUAGCCGACAAUGCUUUUAACAUUGAAGAAUAAAAUAUUGUUAUGUACGCUUAAACCUUUAGUUUACUAAGUUUUAUUUAUUUAUGUAUUAUAAACAGUCGUAUUGUAUGCUGUUGUCAUGUAAUGUUCCGUGCAUAUUGUUAGUAAUUGCCCACUUCCUGUAAAAUUGUAAAUAUAUAGUGUACAUUUUGUCAAUUUUUGUGUAACAUAUAAUAUUUUUAUAAAGUAAUAUUUAUAAUCGUGGUACCUGUAUUUGUCUAUAUUACAAAUAUUUAAUAAA
Molecule: messenger RNA, 1382 nt
Organism: Photinus pyralis (common eastern firefly)
Lineage: Eukaryota; Metazoa; Arthropoda; Insecta; Coleoptera; Lampyridae
Product: protein wingless-like
Exons: 1
Coding region: 35-592 (185 amino acids)
Biological process (GO): neuron differentiation; canonical Wnt signaling pathway; cell fate commitment
Cellular component (GO): extracellular region
Molecular function (GO): cytokine activity; frizzled binding
Source: RefSeq, a predicted model, not a curated record